CAGCUAUUAAUGUGGGUCCUUCAGAGGUCCUUUGAAUGCAUGUGGCGCGAUAUGGGAAAGUGAGUGGAAAAUAGUUUGACAGCAGGAGAGCCGAAGAAAUUAUUGUCACCGUGGGACUCUCUGUUCAUCCAAAAACAUGUUUACAGCACAGCAAAGUAGUUGGUUCAUCCACAAGGUUGUUUGCUGGAGAGCCACGGCCAGUAUUGCUUGGGCUGUCCUGUUGUUGCCUCCCACCACAGCAGUUUUUGGUAUCCUCAGCAGGUUCAAUCUCCUUCACCCCAUCCAGACCAUAUCAGAAUGUCUGUCUCUCCUGACAAGUGCGAGUGCCAUCUUCUCCUUGAUCUUGCUGUUCGGAGUGAUCCUCAUGGUGGGGUUCCUGAACCUGGAGUAUUAUACAGUCAUUCCCACUGUUGCAUGCUCAAAGAUCGCCCUGUUGGGUCAGCUGCUCCACCCUCGUCAGUUUCUAAACUCCAUGGCACACUGCAUCAUGGGGAUAAUUGUUGGUUGGUGUUGUGCCAUUACCAUCGGAGGAAGAUAUGAGAUGCUUGGCUUCUCUUGCACACAGAGUGAUGGCUCCGCUCAGAUGUGCCUGAAUGAGUAUCAAAUCUUCCUUCUGCUGGCCGGAGCUUUUGUUGGACUCUCUCACAGUCUGCUGGGUGUGAUCCACAACAUGAACUAUGUUGCUUUCCACACUGUUCAGCAAUUCAAAUACCUUCAGUUUAAAGGCUCCCUGCCUUUGGUGGUGAAAUGCAGCGCGGUUCAAGCACUUUACUCUGUCAGGAACUACAUCGUUGUUUAUUUCUUCUUGGGAUAUAUUCCAAGAGCAUGGAUCUGUAAAACUCUGAACCUUCAGUUGAACAGCUCUGUCCACCAGCUUGACAGUAUAGCAGGGCUGCUGGAUCUCUCCCUGCUGGGCCACCUCUGGAUCAGUGCCACCUUCCUCCUCUUCACAUGGCAUAUCACACUGCUGCUCUUCAGGAUCUUUGUCACUGAGGUGUACAGUUUUCCUGUGCAGUCAUCUUUCACUGAGGAUGCUCACCAGUGUCUUCCUAAAGUUCUUACAGACAAGCAGCCGAUGAUAGUGAAGUUUCUAGCUCUGCAGGACUUGGCUCUGCUGUCUCAACACUCCCCAUCACGACGCUCUGAGGUCUUCAGUCUGAGUCAGCCAGGUGGCCAUCCUCAUAACUGGAAUGCAAUCAGUAAGGAGUGUCUGUCGAUGCUGGCCGAUCUGACCCAGAGACUCAUAGCCUAUCAUGAAACAGUGGCGACCAACGGCAGGGCCAAAUCUAUGUCGACAGGGAGUGAAAGGAAGACCUCGUCUGAGUCAUCAGUAACCUCAGGUACAGAAGAUCUGAUGAGCCCUAAACCCACCUUCCUGAUGAAAACUCCAGCUUCUGUCUUUGCCCGCACCGUUGUCGGCCACCCACAGAGUCCUCUGACGGCACCCUUCACUCCUGACCUGGACAGCCCGUUCGCUUCUCCGGCUCUGCGGCGUCUCACUGCUCCUGUGGAUCAAUGCUCGCCGUGGUUUGGCACAGUGCAGAGCCCACACGUCAUGAGGAGAGGGCCAAAACUGUGGUCUACCUCCACAGAUUCACAGGUCAAUGGAAGUCCUCCGCCAUCGCCUGCCUCAGUAACCAGCCCCAAGCAGGAACCCUCCAAACCAAGUCUCCUGGCUAAGUUCCUCCAGAACAGAAAAGAACAGGUUAAGAAUUUCUUGGCAAAGCGGGUGCUGGUUAUGUAUUGGUUUAACAAGCUUCCAGAAGCAUCCAGCCAGGCUCUGUUUGCAGACAGCCAGGCUCACAUCUGGGCUCUCGAAGGGCUGUCUUAUCUGGUUCAAGCCUCCUACUCAGAGGACCAGUUCGGGGUUGUGCAGACUACAUUACCCAGCAUUCUUAGUUGCAUGCUGGUGUUACAAGAGGCAGUAGAUCGACACUUCAAGCUGCCUCAUGCCUCCAGUAAGCCGGCCAGGUCGGGCAGCAGCAUGGGAGACUCCACUUACAAAACCCUGCGCUUUGCUCUCAGGGCCACACUCAAGACCGCCAUCUACAGGAUAACAACCACAUUUGGAACUCACUUAAAUGCUGUUCAGAUGUCUGCAGAGCACCGGAAAAGAUUGCAGCAGUUUCUGGAGUACAAGGAAUAACACACCUGACACUUCAGAUUCUUAUUAGUGUGAUUUUGUGUGUGUGUGUGUGUGUGCAAGUAAGUGAAAGCUCAUGAUAGUGCCUCCUUUAAUAUUUAUGUCUGCACUAUGCCAUGGCAGAUUGAGUUUGACAGGCUAGCUGACAUCUCCUGCAUGCUGGAGGAUGGGACAGGAAGCCCAACAGAUGAACUGAAACAGGUCUGGAGACUGUUGCUGCCUGUGUUUGGGUGAUUGAAAGUAGCCUACUGUAGAGAAAGCAGCUCAUUCCAAAAUAUGUUAGUUUCUUUUCUAUUACAAGAAAAAUCAUAUCAGGUUUUUGACUUUUGCUUGAUGGGACGAGUUGCAAAAGGGCUAUUUGUGCUACAGUUGUACUAUUUCUAGUUUCAUAUUUAAUGUGCUGUCUCCUGGAAUUCCGUUUUUACAAUUUCAAAGCAUGCAGCAGGUGUGAUGACUGAGUAAGAGAGCGAGAGAGAGAGGGAGCAUGGUUUGUCAGAGUGAUGAGCAAGAAGCUGUGUGGUGUCAGAGUGUGUGUUCUGAUGUUGAAGUUUUGAGGAUCUGGUUUUGUUCUAGACACCAGCUAGGAGAAUAAAAACAUCAUAAUGAGAAAACACAAUAGGCACAUCUGUUUAUUCAUUUUAAGUUUUUUUUGUUGUAUUUUUCAUGUUACUUAAGGCUAUUUUUCAGAUAAAGACUGGAUGUAUAGCGUGGCUGAUCACCAGUUUGGGAAGUUAUUUUUUGUCACUGCCAUCGUGUGUGGAGUUAAAACUUUCCUCUCAAGAACUGUUGAAUAAAAAAUUAUGUAAUGAUGA
Notolabrus celidotus (New Zealand spotty) is the source of this 2955-nucleotide messenger RNA. It is a transcript of the gene ndc1, whose product is annotated as NDC1 transmembrane nucleoporin. The coding region runs from base 137 to 2146 and encodes 669 amino acids. The transcript has 18 exons. Gene Ontology annotation, molecular function: protein-macromolecule adaptor activity. Gene Ontology annotation, biological process: nuclear pore organization. The record is from RefSeq and is a predicted model, not a curated record. Gene Ontology annotation, cellular component: nuclear pore transmembrane ring. NCBI's taxonomy places the organism in Eukaryota, Metazoa, Chordata, Actinopteri, Labriformes, Labridae.